ACGUGAUCUGUCAAAUACUAAUGCAUGAAAAUCCUAACCUCAAAAAAAUCACCCGUUAUUUGGAUCCUCGGUUCCAUCACACCCUAACGGCGAACCAAAAAAUUGAAGCAACACAAUAUUUAAAAACAAUAUGGGAUAGAAUUAAUGAAACUAGCCCUGGCGGCAUUGCGAGUUCAACUCCGAAUUCAAGUGCAAAUCAAACAACCAACCAAUUUUUUGAUGUUGAGGAUGAAUUACUAAACGAAUAUUUAUCGCAAGGUAUUGAAGCUAACGUUGGUACUGCUACCGAUGUACAUACAAAAAUUAAAAAUCUGCAGCUUCCAAUCCUAAGAAGUGACGCAAACGUUCUAACAUUUUGGAAGGAAAAGCAGUUUACUGAUCCAGAGAUGUACGCGUUAAGCAAUGUCUGCUUUGCAAUACUACCCACUCAGGUGAGGAUUGAACGUGCAUUUUCCAUGCUGAAGCUAAUACUAACGGACUCCAGGAAUCGUUUAAGCGGGGAAACCUUGGAAAACAUAUUGCUAGUAAAGCUGAAUCCGAACUUCCUCGAAGCUGCUUUAGACAAUCUGCCACUCUUUCAACACCCGGAUGAGGAACAAGAUUAAUUGUUUAUUGCAAUUUUUAAAUUUUUUUAAAUAUUUAAAUUUAAAUACAUAAACUUAAAAAUUUUGCUUUCUAUUUUCGAAUUCUUGAAAAACAACCUUUUUUCUAAAGUAAAAUGGAAAUACAACAAG
This is a messenger RNA of Rhagoletis pomonella (apple maggot), 734 nucleotides long. RefSeq lists its product as uncharacterized. Gene Ontology annotation, molecular function: protein dimerization activity. The record is from RefSeq and is a predicted model, not a curated record. The transcript is spliced from 2 exons. NCBI's taxonomy places the organism in Eukaryota, Metazoa, Arthropoda, Insecta, Diptera, Tephritidae. The coding region runs from base 21 to 605 and encodes 194 amino acids.